This is a messenger RNA of Uncinocarpus reesii 1704, 1542 nucleotides long. RefSeq lists its product as uncharacterized. The transcript has 2 exons. NCBI's taxonomy places the organism in Eukaryota, Fungi, Ascomycota, Eurotiomycetes, Onygenales, Onygenaceae. Gene Ontology annotation, biological process: Golgi to plasma membrane protein transport. Bases 1 to 1542 code for a protein of 513 amino acids. The record is from RefSeq and is a predicted model, not a curated record. Gene Ontology annotation, cellular component: trans-Golgi network.
AUGACGACAUCCGCAAGCACCUCCCCCGCACAGGUUCAACCUGGCCGAGGGAUCGGCCUUUUCACUCUUGGUGCUUCGCUCCAUAACAUUCUGACACGGCUCAAAGGCCUGCCACACGCAUACCCGACUAUUGACCUAGUCUACUCGUCUUCUGACCCUAUUCAUAACCCUAUCCUUAUAAAACUCCCGGAGAAUGGCUUGCGCCUACGCUUUGAUGGACAAGACCAACGAUUACGGCUGGUUGAGGUGUUGGACUUCACAAAAAUACCACUCGCUUAUAAAGGCAGCGAGGUCAUGAAAGGGGGCAAGGCGGACGGAGCGGAACAAACCGGACCCAAAUUUCGACAUAUCUACAACCGAUUGUUUGGGCUGUCGUAUCCCGGGGAGUACAUCCCUCCUCGAGGGAACGAGAAAUACGGGACCUAUAUCUUGUCAUAUCCUGGAGUAGCCUUUUCGUUUCCGUUGCUACAUUCAUCUUGGUCGCCGGGCCGUGAUUUUGUCUCCUUGAUGUCCUCUUCGGCUGCGUCUCCGGCAAAGUCCAUGGCUGUAUUCGUUGGAGAAUCAUGGGCCGAUUCGCGGUCGGACCUUAUGACCCGGCAGCCCAUUUACCCUCGAUUGACAGCACUGGUAGGGAAGAGUAAGGAAUUUAUUGCCGAUGAGAUUGAGCUGGUUAAGGUUCACGGAGCAGGAAUGGUCGAGUUCAUUCGGAAAACAGGCACGCCGGUCUGGAUUACUUUGUCUGAAACCACUCCCCAGGAUUUAAUCGCAGAGUUUGGGCCGCCCGAUGCAAUUUACCGGAGAAGUGACCGUCGGAUUACAAUUCACGGUGGACGUGGUCCUGUUACAAACAACUCCGCCGCUUUUGGUACCAGCCCCUCGCCCAGCCAACUCCCCUACGACCCAACGGACUAUGAUCACACUCCUGACACAAGUGCCAUAGAGGAUUCUGAUGGAGACUCUUCGUCCUCGUCACCGGAGCAAGGCUCUUCAUCCGCAACUGGAGAAUGCUUUUAUAACUAUUUUAACCACGGAUUCGACGUUUUCAUUUCUCAGCCAACCGCUCCUGGACCACCUUUUCCAGGCUCAUCCGCCGCGGCAUCUCUAGGUGCAACAUCGAAUCCAUCGCAACUCACAGUCACCAAAUUGCUAUUACACGGGAAUAUACCGGGCUCUUACCCAUUUAACCGGCAUAGACGAAGCCGAUGGGUACUGGAUUUAAAUGGAGACUAUUCUCUCAACUCGGAGACACCAUACGAUAGAAUCUCAGAAAGCAUGAAGGCCCUCUGGAAAAGGUUUUAUUCGAACGCAUCAGAAGCGGCAGCGUUCCAAAGAGGCAUGGUUCUUAAUCGGGGCUGGGGAGAUAGCCCUGGUAGCAGUGUUGAGUUUCUUGGGGGUUGGGAAGAAAGCACCGGGAGCAAACAUGGUGGUCACCCUGCCAUGGCAGAUGCUAAUGCGCUUGGUAACACGGAGCUAUACGGUUUUCCAGGAUUGCUGUUUGAAGUCUUGAAGAAUGGAGCUGUCAGCUGCUUGACAAUCUACUAG